GCACUCCCAGCUAAAAGUAAAGAAGCAGAAAUAAAAAGGAUAAACAAGGAACUGGCAAAUAUCAGAUCAAAAUUUAAAGGUGACAAGGCUCUUGAUGGCUAUAGUAAAAAAAAGUACGUCUGCAAGUUGCUCUUCAUCUUUCUCCUUGGUCAUGACAUUGACUUUGGACACAUGGAGGCUGUGAACCUGCUGAGUUCAAACAGAUACACGGAAAAGCAGAUCGGCUACCUUUUCAUCUCUGUGUUGGUGAACUCAAACAGUGAGCUGAUCCGCCUGAUCAACAACGCCAUCAAGAAUGACCUGGCCAGCCGCAACCCCACCUUCAUGGGCCUGGCCCUGCACUGCAUCGCCAGCGUGGGCAGCCGGGAGAUGGCCGAGGCCUUCGCCGGGGAGAUCCCUAAGGUCCUCGUAGCCGGAGACACUAUGGACAGCGUGAAGCAGAGCGCGGCCCUGUGCUUGCUGCGCCUGUACAGGACGUCCCCCGAUCUUGUCCCCAUGGGCGACUGGACAUCCCGAGUGGUGCACCUGCUCAAUGACCAGCACUUGGGUGUGGUAACUGCAGCCACAAGUCUGAUCACCACUUUAGCACAGAAGAACCCAGAAGAGUUUAAAACCUCCGUGUCUCUGGCUGUCUCUAGGCUAAGCAGAAUCGUGACGUCUGCAUCCACAGAUCUCCAGGAUUACACUUACUAUUUUGUCCCGGCUCCCUGGCUGUCUGUCAAACUGCUGAGACUGCUGCAGUGCUACCCACCCCCAGAAGACCCUGCAGUGCGAGGCCGCCUGACUGAGUGCCUGGAGACCAUCCUGAACAAAGCCCAAGAACCGCCCAAGUCGAAGAAGGUCCAGCACUCCAACGCGAAGAAUGCCGUGCUCUUCGAGGCCAUCAGCUUAAUCAUUCACCAUGACAGUGAGCCGAACCUGCUCGUCCGUGCCUGCAACCAGUUGGGCCAGUUUCUGCAGCACCGCGAGACCAACCUGCGCUACCUGGCCCUGGAGAGCAUGUGCACGCUGGCCAGCUCUGAGUUCUCCCAUGAGGCUGUCAAGACGCACAUCGAGACGGUCAUCAACGCCCUGAAGACUGAGCGGGACGUGAGCGUGCGGCAGCGGGCCGUGGACCUCCUCUACGCCAUGUGCGACCGCAGCAACGCCCCACAGAUCGUGGCCGAGAUGCUGAGCUAUCUGGAGACAGCUGACUACUCCAUCCGAGAAGAGAUUGUGCUGAAGGUCGCCAUCCUGGCUGAGAAGUACGCGGUGGACUACACCUGGUAUGUGGAUACCAUCUUGAACUUGAUCCGAAUUGCUGGUGAUUACGUGAGUGAAGAGGUGUGGUACCGAGUCAUUCAGAUCGUCAUCAACCGGGACGACGUGCAGGGCUACGCGGCCAAGACUGUGUUCGAGGCUCUUCAGGCUCCCGCGUGCCACGAGAACCUGGUCAAAGUGGGCGGCUACAUCCUGGGGGAGUUUGGAAACUUGAUAGCUGGAGACCCGAGAUCCAGCCCGCUGAUCCAGUUCCACCUGCUGCACUCCAAGUUCCACCUGUGCAGCGUCCCCACCCGCGCGCUGCUCCUGUCCACCUACAUCAAGUUCGUGAACCUCUUCCCGGAGGUGAAGCCCACCAUCCAGGACGUGCUGCGCAGCGACAGCCAGCUCAGGAACGCAGACGUGGAGCUGCAGCAGCGUGCUGUGGAGUACCUGCGGCUCAGCACCGUGGCCAGCACCGACAUUCUGGCGACCGUGCUGGAGGAGAUGCCCCCAUUCCCGGAGCGGGAGUCCUCCAUCUUGGCAAAGCUCAAGAAGAAGAAGGGCCCCAGCACGGUGACAGACCUGGAGGACACCAAGCGGGACAGGAGUGUGGACGUGAACGGGGGUCCUGAGCCUGCCCCAGCCAGUACCAGCGCCGUGUCUACGCCUUCUCCGUCGGCAGACCUGCUGGGUCUCGGGGCUGCCCCCCCUGCCCCCGCGGGCCCCCCACCCUCCUCCGGCGGCAGCGGGCUGCUCGUGGACGUGUUCUCAGACUCGGCCUCUGUGGUCGCGCCUCUCGCUCCUGGCUCCGAAGACAACUUUGCCAGGUUUGUUUGUAAAAACAAUGGUGUGUUGUUUGAAAACCAGCUGCUUCAAAUUGGACUUAAGUCUGAAUUUCGGCAGAAUUUAGGUCGGAUGUUUAUCUUUUAUGGUAAUAAGACCUCCACGCAGUUCCUAAACUUUACCCCAACACUAAUCUGUUCAGACGACCUUCAGCCUAACCUGAACCUGCAGACCAAGCCCGUGGACCCGACCGUGGAGGGGGGCGCGCAGGUGCAGCAGGUGGUCAACAUAGAGUGCGUGUCCGACUUCACGGAGGCGCCAGUCCUCAACAUUCAGUUCAGGUAUGGGGGCACCUUCCAGAACGUGUCUGUGCAGCUGCCCAUCACUCUCAACAAAUUCUUCCAGCCGACAGAAAUGGCUUCUCAGGAUUUCUUUCAACGUUGGAAGCAGUUGAGCAAUCCACAGCAGGAAGUGCAGAACAUCUUCAAAGCAAAGCACCCAAUGGACACAGAAGUCACCAAAGCCAAGAUCAUUGGAUUUGGUUCUGCACUUCUUGAAGAAGUUGAUCCUAAUCCUGCGAAUUUCGUGGGAGCUGGAAUCAUCCACACGAAAACCACCCAGAUUGGAUGCCUGCUGCGCUUGGAGCCGAACCUGCAAGCCCAGAUGUACCGGCUCACGCUGCGCACAAGUAAGGAAGCCGUUUCUCAGAGAUUAUGUGAAUUGCUCUCAGCGCAGUUUUAGUCCUGAGGAUGGAAGACCAGGCUCGUGUGUCUUGUGUUGUCUUCGUCUGUGCCGUUUGUCUUCGUGGCUAUCCUGCAGAUGAGCACCGUGUCCAGUGCCACAGCACAAGGCGCCUCCCCGCCCCACCGCCCCACACCUCUCCCCUUUGGGCUGGACGGGAACACACGUGUGUGGCUCAGGAGGAAAAGCUCAGCCUGGACUGUGGCAGCCACGGCAGAAGGUGGAUCUUGGGAUCAAUUUUUAUAAAAAUCGAGACAGUUCUGUGGUUAAAUCUACAAAUUAAAGGGAAAUUAGAAGUUGGCGUGAACGUGGCGUUUGUGGGAGUGUCACUGAGAUGGCCCGUGCUGCCGCCCACCCCGCCUCGGAGCCUCUGGGAGCAGCAGUGCCACUGUGCAUGGCGUGGGCUGAGCCUUGGUGUGUGGCCGUCCUGGUGGCUGCACACCUGGCGUCGUCCUGGGCCCUUGGGAGGAGCACAGCUGACCCUGGUUUUGCUGCAGUCCCAGCUGGACUGUUUUCCCAGGCAGGAUUUUAAUCUAGAAUUUAGAAACAUUUGUAUUUGUAAUGACUUCUGGCAAAAGCACGUGUCCUGGCCGGAUGUAACUGUUCUCCUUUCCCAGCUCCUGUUUGUGAAGGGCGUCUGUUAUGCUCCUGCAGUCGCCGAGGCCUUGGAUGUGCAGCCAGGGGAGGAGCGUCCUGCCGGCCCCGCAGGGCCCCCAGGACUCCAGGGUAAAGUGUGGGCCGGUGGCGCAAGACUCAGAGGUGUGCUCGUCUCUUUCCUGUCAGAGUGGGCGUCCCCAGGCCACGGUGCAGGCCUGAGUCCUUCCACCGGCCCCGUCCAGUCGUCCCUGGAGGGGCUGUGGAGGAAGGACGCCUCUGUGUGGUCAGGAAGUGAAGGGGCCAUUGGCCGCAUGCCAUGUGCCACCUGCGGCUUGUGUCUCACCUGUCAUCUGGACUCAGCACCCAGGCUGCACGUCUGACACCUGAGAGGCGAGAGAGUGGGGCCGGCCUAGGAGCCAAGGCUGGGGCCUUGCGCUCUGUCCCCAGGAUGGUGGCCUUGUUUGUCCUAAACACACCCAGCACAGGUUCUGGCUUCCUGACAUGCUGUGGAGGCAGGGAGGGUGGGUGGCCACAUGUGCUUGAGGGUUUUCACCCUGGCCCUCAGUUGCCUGCUGUGCGGGUCCCUGGGGCAGCUGCAGGGGCUCACGGACCCAUCAGGGUCUCCACAGCUCCCCUGCAGUGUGUGCACCCCACAAUGUCUGCGGCUCUUCUUCCGGCGUGUCGGGCUUUGAUCACAGCAUAGCCACGUCAGUGGCGUGCGCCUCUCGCACAGGCCAUUCUGGGUCUGGUGGUGCCAGGUGCCGUGACACGCCGUGCUGGGCUUGUGCUGCAGCUGGGUGGUGUGGCCCUCAUUCUCAUGUUCCAGCUGCUGGGCAGUGCUCUGCCUGUGUGCUGCGCCUGCAGGCUGCGUGUGCUGCCGUGGAUCUCCUGCAUCCCUUGACCCCUCCCGCCAUCAGAGGAAAGGCUGCUCCCCGAGGCACCGCUUCCCUGUGCGGCGCUGCAGAGGGGCCCUCAGUGUGGCACUCCUCGUCAAAGAAAAAUAAAGGCUAGAACUGCA
Molecule: messenger RNA, 4381 nt
Organism: Homo sapiens (human)
Lineage: Eukaryota; Metazoa; Chordata; Mammalia; Primates; Hominidae
Gene: AP2A2
Product: adaptor related protein complex 2 subunit alpha 2
Biological process (GO): clathrin-dependent endocytosis; intracellular protein transport; protein transport
Cellular component (GO): endolysosome membrane; postsynapse; clathrin adaptor complex
Molecular function (GO): kinase binding; clathrin-cargo adaptor activity; protein kinase binding
Source: RefSeq, marked reviewed